Messenger RNA from Sander lucioperca (pikeperch), 6336 nucleotides. RefSeq names its product disks large homolog 4 (gene dlg4a). The coding region runs from base 545 to 2887 and encodes 780 amino acids. The transcript is spliced from 22 exons. The record is from RefSeq and is a predicted model, not a curated record. Gene Ontology annotation, cellular component: neuron projection; postsynaptic density membrane; neuromuscular junction. Gene Ontology annotation, molecular function: kinase binding. Lineage: Eukaryota; Metazoa; Chordata; Actinopteri; Perciformes; Percidae. Gene Ontology annotation, biological process: AMPA glutamate receptor clustering; chemical synaptic transmission; postsynaptic neurotransmitter receptor diffusion trapping.
CAGUUCUUCCUCUCCAUCCUCUGCUGUUUCGCUGUCUUAUUCUCUGUUUCUCUUUUUCCCUUUCUUUCCACAGUGUGAACCUCCCUCCCCCCCUUUUUUAAUCCCCGCCACCUCUGCUUUCCAUCUCCAUCCUCCCCUUCCUCCAUCUCUUUUCAUAUUCACCCAAUCUUUUCUCUUUCUUUUCCGCCGUUUCUCUCGCGCCUAGGAAAAAAAAAGCAGAUAUACUCUCACCUUCCCUUUUCUCCUCUCAUACUAAAUUCUGAGACCACCCUCUCUUCUCUCUCUUUCUUUGCUCACUCUCUCUAUUUCCCUCUGGCCCUCCCCCUCCCUUUUCAUGUUUCCCCCUCCCUCCAUCCUCUCUUUCCCUCGCUGGUUCAGUUAGUCAAAGAACAGAUUCACGGAAGGAUAGAAAAGGGGGGAAAGGCAGGACGAGAGUGAGAGCGUAGGAGUGGGGCAGGCUGGGGAGAGGGGUGUGGGGUCUCAGCCCUCUGUCGUGGGGGGUUGGGGGGGUUGAGAUACACCCCAAUAUUUUGUUCUUAGUACCAUGGACUGCCUCUGCAUUGUGACUACAAAGAAGUACAGGUACCAGGAUGAGGAGACGCCCCCCUUGGAGCACAGUCCAGCACAUCUGGCUCCAGGGAAAAGUGCCGAGAUGCUUCAUAUGAGUGACAAGAACCUCGCUGCCAUGGAGGCCAUUCAUGGCUACACACCACACACACAUAUCUCUCCUGUCAAGCCUGUGUUGAUGUCUACGGGACACACUCCAAUGUACACCUCUGCUGUUUCCACACUGGGAAAUACUCCUCCAGUGGUGGUGAACACUGACACACUCGAUGGCUCCCCAUAUGUGAAUGGGACAGAAGGGGAAAUCGAAUAUGAGGAGAUCACACUGGAGAGAGGUAACUCAGGCCUGGGCUUCAGCAUAGCAGGUGGAACAGACAACCCUCACGUGGGCGACGACCCCAGCAUCUUCAUCACCAAAAUCAUACCUGGAGGAGCCGCGGCUCAGGAUGGGCGGCUGAGUGUGAACGACUGCAUCCUUUUUGUGAAUGAUGUUGAUGUGAGGGAGGUGACACACAGCCAAGCUGUGGAGGCCCUUAAGGAGGCAGGUGCUAUCGUCCGCCUCUAUGUUCUCCGCAGAAAACCAGCAGCAGAGAAAGUCACUGAAAUCAAACUCAUCAAAGGCCCUAAAGGAUUAGGUUUCAGCAUUGCUGGAGGGGUGGGAAACCAGCACAUACCAGGAGAUAACAGUAUCUAUGUCACCAAGAUCAUUGAAGGCGGAGCGGCUCAUAAAGAUUGCCGUCUGCAGAUCGGGGACAAGAUCUUAGCGGUGAACAACGUGUGUCUUGAGGAUGUGAUGCAUGAGGAUGCGGUGGGGGCUCUGAAGAACACAGCCGAGGUGGUGUACCUCAGGGUGGCCAAGCCCAACAACCUGUACCUGACCAACUCCUACAACCCUCCCGACCUCACCAGCACAUAUUCCCAUAUGGACACUGAACUCAGCCACCCCACCUAUCUUGGGUCAGAUUACCCACAAGCCCUCACUCCCACCUCACCUAGUCGGUUUUCUCCCGUUCUGCAUGGCAUGAUGGGAGAUGAUGACAUCCCCAGGGAGCCUCGCAGAGUUUUGAUCCACCGAGGCUCCACUGGUCUGGGAUUCAACAUUGUUGGAGGAGAGGACGGAGAGGGAAUCUUUAUCUCUUUCAUCCUGGCAGGGGGGCCAGCUGACCUCAGCGGAGAGCUGCACAAGGGCGAUCAGAUCCUCAGUGUGAACGGCGUGGACCUGCGUAUGGCCACACACGAACAGGCAGCUGCAGCAUUGAAGAACGCUGGCCAGACAGUGACCAUCAUCGCUCAGUACAGACCCGAUGAGUACAGCCGUUUUGAGGCUAAGAUCCAUGACUUGAGGGAACAGCUGAUGAACAGCAGUAUGGGCUCUGGGACCACGACGCUAAGGAGCAACCCAAAGAGAGGCUUCUACAUCAGGGCUCUUUUUGACUAUGACAAGACUGCAGACUGUGGCUUCCUCAGUCAGGCACUGGGCUUCAGGUUUGGGGAUGUGCUGCAUGUGUUGGACUGCGGAGAUGAGGAAUGGUGGCAGGCCCGUAAGGUCAGCCCCCAGAACGAGGCUGAAGAGGUCGGCUUCAUCCCUAGCAAGAACAGGUCAGACUUUUCACUGGUGGAAAGAAAAGAGUGGUCUCGUGUUAACACCAAAGAGAGGGACCAUGGUCGAGACAGCUUGGGCACUCAAGGGAGAGAUAAAACCUCACAAAGUUAUGAGACUGUCACCCAAGUGGAAGUUCAUUAUGCGAGGCCCAUCAUCAUUCUGGGUCCUGUGAAAGACAGGAUAAAUGAUGACCUGUUGUCUGAGUUCCCUGAUAAGUUUGGAUCUUGUGUCCCCCACACCACACGGCCUAAGAGGGAGUAUGAAGUGGAUGGGCGGGACUAUCAUUUUGUGUCGUCACGGGAACAGAUGGAGAAGGACAUCCAGAGCCAUCGGUUCAUCGAGGCGGGCCAGUACAACAGUCACCUGUAUGGCACCAGUGUCCAGAGUGUCCGUGAGGUGGCUGAGCAGCAGGGGAAACACUGCAUCCUGGAUGUCUCUGCCAAUGCUGUGCGCAGACUACAAGCAGCUCAGCUUCAUCCCAUCGCCAUCUUUGUCCGGCCCAAGUCACUGGAGAAUGUCCUAGAGAUCAACACUCGCCUGACAGAGGAGCAGGCCAGGAAAGGAAUGGACCGAGCCCUCAAACUAGAACAAGACUUCCUAGAGUGUUUCUCGGCUGUCGUGGAAGGGGACAGCUUUGAAGAGGUCUAUCACAAAGUAAAGACAGUGAUCGAGGAGCAAUCAGGGCCUUACAUCUGGAUCCCCACUCGGGAGAGGCUGUGAUGCUGCACCCUAUCCGAACCACCCCUUUCUCACAACCACCAACCGACACCACCCUCCACCCUCACGGCCAAGCCAGCCUCGCCUGCCUGUCUGCCCUCCAGCAAAGUCAGUGCUUAGGCAAUCCCUGAGAAUGACACAGAGAGACAAAUGCAUACUAAGACAAACACAGAGACAGAGACAAAUACAGGAAUUGACACAGCGAGGCAAAGAACGAUACCAAAAGAGAGACUCUGAGACAGAUGUGAACACAGCACUGUGUAAUUAGACUGAAAGAGAUGGCAAGAAAAGACGUAAUCAGUAUUCCACUUUAAUGAGGCAGGAUUGAGCAUUGAGGCCCUGUUCACACUCAGCAUUAAAAUGCAUCUUGGCCACAAGUGGACAGCUCUUAAUACAUGUGACUGCACCCCUAUCUGGGAACGCAAAUGUCCUAAACGCAGUUGAUUAAGCACUGCCAAACAACUUAGUGUGUAAUGUGUGUUUUCUCUGUUUAGAUGCAGUUGCAGUUUCCCAACAGAUAAAAGCAAAUGUGAAGCGAAAAUCCAAUCACAAGUGAUUACUUGAGAGAGUUCAGAUGCAUUCUGAUGCCAGGUGUGAACCGCAGUCCAUCUGGAUCUCAACACAGUCUGGAUAUAUUUGGACAUUAGAUCUGAACAGGGCUUGAAAGAGAGUAGAGGGUGACCCAGCAGGGACGGACCCUGAGGUAGUAUUAAGACCACCUCACCCACCCCACCCCUCUCAAGUCUCAUGCUCCCAUUGAACACCUCCACGCGCCUAUGUCUGAGAUGGAGGUGCCCAAAAAGACGCUGGCCCCUCUUUUUAUAUAACCUCCUGGCUUUCUCUCCUCCUCCUCCUGUCAGCUCUGCCUUGUUUCAGGACAGGAAAGGGGGACGACUGAGAACAGGGCGCCCAGAUCCUGCUGAGUCCCUCUUGAUGAGGAGUCUUUACUCGGCAAAGAGUCCCUUUUCGUGUGAAUCGCCUCUUGGUUCUGAGUGUGAACUCUGAAUAACACCUCAGUGACUAAGACUGGCAUUUGCUCAAUCACCCAUGUUUAAUAUUGCGAGGCAUUAUUUAAAGGCAGUUCAAAUAAUUAUAAUGAUAAAAACACAUAUGCUGAAUUUGUGCAUGCAUCCUCAAAGACAAUGGAGACAAAAACAAUGGAAAAAUCUGACUUUAAAAAAAAGAUAAAAAAGAAAGUAAGUAGGGUGUGUUCUCCUUUUCCACCUCCUUUGUGGAGGAGUUUUUUAGCAUGUCUCAUGGAGGAAGAAGAGAAGAGAGACACAGUCUUGAGAGAUUGUCUUGAGAGGCCAAACCUGAGCGCAGUAGAUGCUCUGACAUAUGUUUAGCCUCUGCUCUCUUACACACACACGCACACACUCACGCACCCAUACGCUCUCACACCCAUCCACCAACACACACACGUAGAGUUGUAACCUCAGCUGUAACCUAGCACACUCCUCUACAGGGCGACUGGCUGUUCUGACCUGCUAGUCAGAAUCCAGGAUGAAUGUUAUCUCUCUAGGCACAAACAGCAGAGCUGUUAGCUUCAUCGCACCACAGCCAACUCACCGAUCACUCUUCCAGAAGAAUCCCUCAGCCACAGACGUACACACUGUUUCCAGUGGCCGCAGUAAAAGCCAUGGUGUGUGUGUGUGUCUGUGUGUGUGUGUGUGUGUGUGUGUGUGUGUGUGUGUGUGUGUGUGUGUGUGUGUGUGUGUGUGUGUGUGUGCGCGCGCGCGUGCACGUGUGUGUGUGCGUGGGUCUCUGUAUGUGCACAUAUGUGCACAUUCAUGUGUGGAAACUCCUCUGUGUGGGAGGAAUAGGUCUUCUUUUAUUCUCUCUUUUCCACUUUUUCUCUGCUUCUUUCUCCCUCUUGUGUCCACAAAUUAAAGCUAAGUCAUGUUUAACAAAUAAAUGGCCUAUAUAUAUAUAAAUAUAAAUAUGAAUAUAAAUAUAUAUAUAUAUAUAUAUAUAUCUUUUUAUAACAAUUUCUAAAGGGACUAAGUCUGUAAAAAUCAACAUCUCCAAACAAUAUUCCAUUGAUUCCUUUCAGUUAUAUUGCAGUUUGGUUGUUGAAUUUACACACAUUCCCAUUUUAUUGUUGUAAAACGCAGCAAAAGGCUACACAGAAAUAACUGAACCGUUCAAUUUAAAGCAGACCUCAAACUAGAGCUUUGAACUGACAUAUAUAUUUGACAUGUUCUUGUGUACGUUGAAAACGAUUUGAAACAUGUACAAUGCAGCUGUAUGUGUGUCUGUAUGACUGUGUGCGUGUGCAUACAUGUGUUUGCUGCUUGUGUGUGCGGCUGACAAGAAAGUAUGUGUUGUGUAUAAAAUAUAAAUGAUACUAUAUGAUAAUAUCUAUCCUUUAUAACAUCCACUGGUGGGUAUAAUGUAUAAUAAAUUAAUGGGUGGUGUGCGUAUGUGUGUGUGCCAGAGUGAGAGAGUGAGACACCCACAUGAAGAUGUAGUGCAAUACUGCUAUGAUGUUAUGCAAUGAAGAUGGUUUUACGUGUGUGUCUAAGAUUAAAACAGUAUUUAUAAAGUUUGCACUGACGGCAUUAUAUGCUACAGGUAUCAGCAAGAAAAAGAAGGUGGACUCCAAGUUUUAUGAGCAUGUGUUUGUUUUUACUUAUAAUUUGUUCUGAAUUAUAAGAGUGAAGGUGGAAGUGUUGAUGGAAGUGACCAUUCAUAUUUAUUGUUUGUUUAUUUUUGCUCACUUGCUUCUCCCAGCUCAAGGUGGAACAGCUGAAGCUUGUGAAUGACAAGUACCAAGUUUUUGUUUACAGUAUGAUUUAUUAUUUAUUAAGAACUGUCACAGGUUCUAUCUCAAGUCUGUAUAUUUUUGUAUUUUUUUCCACAUUGAGAGAGCUUUUGGGUCUCGGCCAGAAAUGCUGUAUAUACAAAAGAGAUGUUGGAGUGCUGUGUGGCUUUAGGUUUAGUCGUGCACACUGCUGAAUUGAUGCAAGUACAGGAUCCAUCAGAGCCGCAGCCCAGUUAAACUGCUCAAACAUAGAAACAACAUCUGCACACUCCGGGUGGGCAAAACACACACACACACACACACACACACACACACACACAUAUACGCACAUAAAGAUAUCAGCAUAUUCAUUUACAUUUAUACAUUGAGAGAAUCACAGAAACAACAACACAUGACAACAUAUCCAUGAAUGGAAUAAUAUGUUUUCAAUUUCUUUAUUUGAGGGUUCAAAUAUCAAUGUAUUUCUUAAUAUCUCUCAGCCAUCCGUAUCAUAGUGUGAUAUUCCUUAUAAAAUAUAUGAAUUUUUACAGAAAAGACUGAUUACAACAUUACAACAAAGUCAACUGAUGCAGAAAAAUAUAUUUAACAAUGACAAUAUCAAGCAAAAUAAAAUGUUCCAGUUCAGUGAAGCGCUUGUUGUAAAUUAGCUAUAAAAUAAUAAAAUUAAUUUAAAAAUGCUUUCUGAAAA